Molecule: messenger RNA, 936 nt
Organism: Gekko japonicus
Lineage: Eukaryota; Metazoa; Chordata; Lepidosauria; Squamata; Gekkonidae
Product: olfactory receptor 6N1-like
Exons: 2
Coding region: 1-936 (311 amino acids)
Biological process (GO): G protein-coupled receptor signaling pathway
Cellular component (GO): membrane
Molecular function (GO): G protein-coupled receptor activity; olfactory receptor activity
Source: RefSeq, a predicted model, not a curated record
AUGGAGCCCUUCAACCAGACCAAGGUCACCGAGUUCCUCAUCAUGGGCUUCCCAAAGUUGCAACACUUCGACAAGCCCCUCUUCUUCUUGCUCCUCUUCAUCUACCUCUUCACCAUUGUCGGCAACCUGCUGAUUUUCAUCAUCAUCCGCACCGACUCCCGGCUCCACACGCCCAUGUACUUUUUCGUCAGCGUCCUGUCCUUCUUGGAGGUCUGGUACACGGCAAGCACCAUUCCCAAGAUGCUCUCGAACUUACUGAGCCAGAGGAAGACCAUCUCCUUCCCUGGAUGCCUCGUGCAAAUCUAUUUCUUUCAUUCUCUGGGAGCCACCGAGUGCUACCUGCUCACGGCCAUGGCGUACGACAGGUACCUGGCCAUCUGCCACCCACUGCGCUACCCGUCCAUCAUGACCACCCAGUUGUGCGUCAAACUAGCCGCCAGCUGUUGGAUCUGCGGCUUGCUAGGCCCCAUGGCUGAGAUCAUCUUGGUCUCCAAGCUGCCCUACUGCGGGCCCAACAAAAUCGAACACAUCUUCUGCGACUUCCCACCGCUCCUGAGCUUGGCCUGUACCGACACCUCGGUCAACGUGCUCGUCGAUUUCGUCAUCAAUGCUUGCAAAAUCCUGGCCACCUUCUUCCUGAUCUUGUUGUCUUACUUGUGGAUUAUCAGAGCCAUACUUCGAAUCCGCACAGCCGCUGGAAGGAGGAAAGCCUUCUCCACGUGCGCCGCACACCUCACGGUGGUGGUGAUCUUCUACGGGAGCAUUCUGUUCAUGUAUGUCCGGCUGACGAAAAGUUAUUCCUUGGAUUAUGACAGAGCGUUGGCCGUCGUCUACAGCAUCGUGACCCCUUUCCUCAACCCGAUUAUCUACAGCCUGAGAAACAAAGAAAUCAAAGUGGCCUUAAAAAGGAGGCUCAAACGCCUUUUCCUGAUGUAG